This is a messenger RNA of Moneuplotes crassus, 772 nucleotides long. The record is from the annotation of a GenBank genome assembly. NCBI's taxonomy places the organism in Eukaryota, Ciliophora, Spirotrichea, Euplotida, Euplotidae.
AUGUUGUCGCUUCCAAAUCAUUAUUUCACAUCAGACUUCUUUGAAGAAGACUCAGACAAUAAGGUGAAUCCUUUCGGAGCUAGUACACUUCAGAGUACAAAUUUUGAAUCAAUAAUCAGUCUCUCUGAAAAUAAUUGGCUAUCCAAAUCUUCUACUUUGAGGCAACCCGCCAAAGAUCCCAAGGAGUCUCAACUUCAAGAUGAACUCUAUCUGACCAAGACUGGGCACACAACAAGCAAGAAGGGCCGGAAGCCUCUGAUCUACGGCCUUGCCAAGAGAAAUGACGUCGUCCUCAAAUCUGUAAUCCGUGCUGUAAAAGGGUUCCAUUGGGCAUGUUUUAAGAAGACUACCUCCUUCACCACCAAAAGAAAAUCUUCUUGCGAGCAAAGAAGAGAGUGCAUCCACAAGUACAUUGAACAAGAAUUCGGAGUGGAGCCGAACCCUCAGUUCUUGGCUACUCUUGAGGCAGUUUUGUUCAUGAAGAAGUCGGUGGAUGAAGUCAACAAUAUUUUCAGAGAUUUGUUUUACAGUUUCAGCCAGCCCAAGCUUGAGAGAUGCAUGAGAGACCCUUACUUCAAGUGCUUAGUCUACCACUUUUCUUUUGAAGCAAACCUUGACAAACUGGAUCAAGAUUCGAGAGUGGGGAUCCAGGUUAUCCUCAACUUAUAAAGCUAGGGUAAUAAUAUCAGAGGAAGUCACAAAGCUUUCUCAAGAUGCGAAGCGUCUGUGAAAUAUGCUCAUAAACUAAUUGUUUCCAUAAUUUGAAAAUAGU